AGAAUUUAUGACGUCUUUUCCUCUCUCUCACUCACACAUAAACAGUCUCUAGGCAUUUCACUGCUGUGACAUUUGACUCGCGAGGGGUUCUACUACGAAUUUUACUUUGAUCUGUCCUACGAAUCAUUUCGACGGAGGUAUACAGAGAAAGAGAAAAUGGUGGAAAGACAUGGUAGUCGUCGUGAGAAGUUUGGCCUACAUUUUCUGGCUUCUUGGUUUGAUUGACGUCACUGCUGGAACAAUGUCUGGAAUGUAAGGAAAUAAUUUGUGGACAACUCAUUUGAGCAGAAGAAACGACAUGGCUGCCUCCACGACUGAUGCCCUAUUUGUGACUGCCAACGUUGGUUCAAUUUUUGAAGAUCCAACGUCCAUGCUGAAGAUAUGGUGCGAUGAAUUCUUGGCAACGGUGUCUCGAUUGUCUCCUAAAUUAGUUGCCUUGCACUGUCAGGAAGUGGGAGGCAAAAACUAUGAGCGAAGCAUGCAACAUGUUUCUGAAUUUGUCAAAUUACUCAUGUCCAGUGAAGAGCUCCAACUUUUUGACAAAGUGAGAAUAUUUUUAGAUGAGGAUUAUUCUUCUGCAGAACACUUUACCGCUUUAGGUAACUUUUACUUCAUACACGAAUCCUUACGAGAAGAAAACAUCCAGAUUUUUAACUUUCAAGAGUGCAAGUUUGAAUCAGUUGCCGGAAAGGAAGUAUUUUCAGGGAAUAUUGAAGAUGUCGUUACCAAAGAAAAAUCAAAGUUUCCUCAGGAAACUUUUCCGGAGUGCAAGUGGUCUCGCAAGGGGUUCAUGCGUACACGAUGGAAUUUGAAUGGAACAAUCUUUGAUCUCGUCAACAUUCAUUUGUUUCAUGAUGCAUCAAAUUUUAUUGCUAUGGAGUCGUGUCCAUCUGUAUACUGUAAAAAUCGGCAGAGGGCUCUUGAUCAUACUCUUAAAAGGUUUCACACCGACCACUAUGGAAUUGUGCCAUUUUUCGUGUUUGGUGAUUUUAACUUCAGGACUGAUACACAAGGGGUAGUCAAGAAACUAUCUGAGGGUUUGAAUGCUGUAAAAAUUCAAAGUAAUAAAAGUUCUGACCCUGCUAAGCUGCAAUACAGGGACGAGUCUAGUCAGCAAGUAGUUUUAACUUUGGGGAAGAAAGAAUUUAGUCACCAGGAUCACCAGAAAUUGUUUGUCGGUGAUGAAAGUGAAUGGUUAAGGGCAUAUGAUCGUGAGUUGGAGUCAUUUAGUGGUCAGCUCUUUGAGUUUACCAUUAACUUCCCUCCAACUUACCCAUAUGUCGAAGAUUCUGAAAGGGGGGAAAUGUAUAUGCAGACACGUUGUCCUUCCUGGUGUGAUCGUGUUUUUCUGAGUGCCAGUGCUCGAGCCCUUGUUGAUGAUUCCCUGGAGGAUUCAACUCCCGAGUACGGCUUGAUAGGCCUAAACUCUUGUAUGGGUGAUCAUAAGCCAGUCUUCCUCCAGGCAUCUCUGAUUGGUGGAUUAGGUACGGUGAGUUGCUGUGCAUUGCCAGCUGCCCCUUGCACGUCCUGCUUGAGUGCCACAAGUCCCUUAGAACAUGUUUGCCGCCUCUGUACUAAGCAACCAGUAGAUUCUUCCUCAUUUCCUGUCUUUGAACCUGAGCAAGACCAUAGUGGCCUCGUCGUUCCUAAAUUCCAUCGACAUACCUCACCAUACACUCCUGACAGCACUGAUACAGAGCCUGAUUUAGGAGAAGAGUUGUCACCUGAAGAUCCCCUUUACAUGAAGACUAAAAAUGAUAGGCGUCUCAAUCGCUCUGAUGUUUCUUCUCGAAAGCGUCUGCACAUUUCUGCUGACGCUGCAUCUAAUGUUGAAGGAGGAGAGAAUCUGAAUCGGGCAGCUACCAACCGAAAAAGUGUCUCAAAAAUUCCUGUACGUGUACCCGAUCCCAAAGAGCCCAUAGUGGUUCCCCCAGGUCCCAUAGUUUCGAAAAUUCCUGUCUCUAAGCAUGCCGUAGCUAGGCAAGAAUCGCUAUUGAGAGGUAAAAAUGGGACCCACAUUUCUCCUUCCACUCCUUCUUCCAAGGAUAAUCUUGACAAGAGAUUAACUUUUAAAUUGGAUAACGACCUAUUUUCAUUUGAUCGAGAUACGUCCCCGAUGAGUGGUGCUGAUGAUCAUAUUUCGAUUUCUAAACCUCGUUUGAUGGAAGGAAGGAAGCAGUUGUUCAGGCAAAUGAAUGUUGAUGAAGAGAGCAGUGACUCUGAUACAUGUUUGGAAGAUAGUUUCAAUUUAUCUGAUCUAAAAACGGGUCAUAAAUUGCCCGAAGAUACUAAAGUUGAGAUUCAGUUUUCUUUGGUUGAAACUUCCUCUGAUCUAUCAUCACCUGUCGAUGGUGAGACAGAUGGUUUUCUAUCAGCAAAGGCAGGAGGAUCUACAACUGAUAGUGGAGUGUCCAUAUCCCCAGACUUGUCAGGGGCAGCCUCACCAUCAACUGAUGAAACAGAUAAAGUUGCACCUGAAACAGCAUCCCUUGCAGAGUACGCAGAAGACAGUGACUCUAAAGCUGAAAUGAAUGCAUCUCUUGAUAGAUUUACCUUUGUGAGAAGAAUUCAGUCAGCAUCUGCCAUGGAACGAAAGAGUUCCUUCCCCUUUCCCUCUUCUAUUUUUGUGGAGAAUCAGCCCUCAUUAACAGGGUUUGGGGGUUCUGGAUCUGAUUUGUGGGGCAUGAGAACAUGCAGGUGCAUGAGUGAUGGCUCACGGAGACAGCGAUCGUCCACUAUUUCUCACUCAAUGCUCAGCUCAAGGACCGAUUCCAGAAUUCGAUUAAUUUCUACUAGCUCUCGGCUGGACAGAUCAUUACCUCGCUUACAAAGUCAUCAUAGUUCUUCAGAUGAAGACUGGUUUGAAGAAAUUGCCACCGAUCCACUCGAAUUGCCAAUUGAUAAUGAACAAAUUGCCUGUUGUGACAGUGUGAGCAGAGUGCAAACAGGGGAUUGUGUGAAAAGGCUUUCAACGCAUCAAGAAUGUAUCAAUGACAAACUGUCUGAGUUGGGGGAAGAGAAUGCUGCUGGAAAUGACAAGGAUGAAAUUUCUGAAGUUGGCCCCGAAUCAUUUUUGAAGAUGCAUAGUUCAUCUCAGUCUCAGUCCAGCAGUGACUGGGCGAUGGCUGCAGUUGGAAAAACCUUAGCACAGACUUGUUUUGUGCAAGCAGUUGCAGGAAGAUCCGUGAAUGAGGAGGCAAGGCUAUCAGAUCUAUCAGAGGCAAAAACCAAUCUCGACCAACUUCAAGGAUCAGAGUCAGAAAAAUCUACAUUAAAAGGAAAAGAUGAAGAGGUAGUGCCUCUCCAUCAGGCAGGAAGUGAUUCAGAGGAAAGCCCUAAACAUGUUGUAGAAAUUCCUCAGAAUCAACGGCGACUUUCAGUUACAUCAAACGUUAAAGCGACAAACUCAAGAAGCUGCAAAGCUUGCUGCACUCUCCUGUGACAGAUUGUUUAAGUCUUCAUGACUGAUGAAUACAUAAUGUUUACAAGUUUAAUUCUGACAAUUUUAAUGCAGAUGUUUAAGUGCUAUGACCAUUGCCAAAAAAAAGGAAUUUGUGAAUUUGAGUCUCAAUGUAUUUCAAGAACUUCUGGAAUGAGUUUUGAAAAUACUUCUCUUCCUUACCCAUUUAAAAGUGAGUGUGAUUUGGCAUUUGAAUAUUUUAAUCAAAUUACUUUUAAAAACAGGGCUUUUGAAUGUUAUGGUUCUUAUUUGUAGGUGUAUUCACCCACAUUCUAUCAUUCUAUCAUUAAUUUUGCUCAACACACAUUUAAAGCUGUCCAUUCUCAAAGUCUGAAACAAAAAUGAAGCAUUUAGAACCUAAACAUAGUUUUAUUUCCAAAAAGCCCUCAGCCUGAAGCAAGCAUUUUUAUCUUUAAAUGGGUAAAGAUGGUAUCCAACCUUCAUUCAUUCCUCCUGGAGUAGCAGAGGUUUCUCUUGUUAGCCUAAACAAGGUGGAUGUUUGAUUAGACUUGUGCCAGUACUAAAUCAAAAUAAAAUAACUAAAGAGAAAAUCUAUUUUAUUGAGUUACAAUUUACAUCUGGGAGAAACAAUUUUAAAUCAAAAUAAUGAUAAUAAAAAUAACUUGACUUGUGUCUAUUGAUUGUUUAAUCUUGAAGUAGUUCUAAUCAAAAUGGUGUCCUCUACCAUGGUAUUUCUUUAGAUGUAUUUGUACACUUGUAGGACUACUGCUAUUUUUCUGUUGGAUCUCCCAUAAUAAUAUCUUUCAAUUCAUGAUAAAUUUUAUGAAAGAUAAUCCGUAAGGUGCGGAUUUGACAGAUUCACCAAAAGUCAUCUUUGAUAAACUGCCAUUUAUCAGUACUGUAUACAGGGUUUUGAGUGAUACUUCUACAUGUGUUCUAAUUGACAAUAAGCUAUUGAUUUAAUGUCUUUAAUGUUGUAAUUAAGGGAGUCCAAUGUUUUCUGAAAUUAUGUAUUACAGCGACUCAUCCUGUUCCUUACAGAGGUGGCUUGAUUUUGGCCUAUUGGAUUUCACAUUCUAUGUUGUUUUUCUCAUUAAAUUGCUGCUUUUUUGUAUAUUGAGAUAGUCAGGUUUGGUUUGAGGUUUGGAGUAAUGUAAAUCCUUGUCUUUUUAUUUUUCCAUAAUUCCAAUUGUAUACUUCCUAUUAUGUGUACUCACCAAAUCCUAUGCCGCCAGCUUUGAAUCUCAAGUCUAUUAAAAAUAAUUUGAAAAAAGAUAGAGGCUUUUAAAAAUAAGGCAUUGAUUUUGCAAUUUUGUGAAAGAAUUGUUAGUGUGAGACCUAUAUUUUUUGUCUAGGUACGACAGUGAAAUGUAUGUUCCUAUUGUAGUUUUUGUUUGUCUGUGAUUACCUUCCCAAGGUGUCCUUAUUCUGAAACUUGCCAAUAUUAUUAAGUCAAAGUCUCAAGCACUUUUGGCUCUCUUAUAUAUUAAUUCUUUGCUUUAACAAUUUUUUAAAAAAUGGCUCGUUGCUCAAAGUAAGGCUCUCACUCUGUUGAAUGUGUGUCUGAUCUGCUACCAACAUCACAUUAGAGAACGUUCACAUACCACUUGAACCUCAGACGCCAUGGUAACACUGUCAAGACUCGGCAUGCUUGUACAAAGAAAGCUUUACCACGUAACAUCAUUUUCAUGUUCAUAUGGUAUGUGGAUGUUCCCAUACCAGAAAGGCCAACUGUUUUGGCAUUUUUCUUUGAAUCUUCCAAUUUUUUUCCAAUAGGAGUUGAGGCUGGAGAGUGUAUUGCCUUAUAUUUAUUUAACACCAUGAAUUAGUUUUGUGGUGCCUUGUGUCUCAUCUAUGACAGCCUGUCUUAAACACAAAUGAAACUUAUGUACUUUGUUUAUCGUGAUACUGCUAGGAUACUUUUACCAUUCAAGUUAAUCUAUCAAUCUCCACACCCAAUGUGGUUAUAGUUCUAUGUUGAGUUUUGUUUUUAAGUGUGUGUGAAAAUCUUAAAUGAAUGUAUAACUCUUUAAGAUUCCUAUUUAUUACAUCGUGUUUUUAUGUUGCUGCAUUUAACUUUUCUUUUCCCGUUUCUGCUUUUAUUGUUAAUGAAGGUGUCACUUCAACAUUUCGAAAGAAAUGUACUUACUUUUUCAUUUCAUGGUGAAUGGUUUCACUUUCACACCAUUUCUUCAGAGAAGAAGAAUGUUAAAAGCAUUUCCCUUCUUGGUUUUGGCACCUUUAUAAUUUGAAUUAUUGUUUGAACUAAUUUUUAUUCCUCAAGGUGUAUUGUAGCCAGAUUAAAAAAGAUUUUUUGACUGCUGUAGAAGGUUUAUUUGUAUAUAUAUUUAUGAAACUUUUGUUACACUGAAAGCAUUACUCACUAGCCUAUAGCAGCCUCUAUACUCACAGUAGAAGGAUGUUCUCACGCUCAAAAUACUUGCCUUUGGGGCCUUCCAACAUUUAGACCUAGGUCCGUGAAUAUACACGCAACCUUUUCUCUUGGUUGCUGUUGCUGGGGAUAGUUUGAUACCAUUCAGCACAACACUUCCAUACUACUGAAGCCAACUUAAUUAUCAGUGAUUAAUUUUGCAUAAAUGUAGCCGAAAAAUGAGGCUAAAUGUGUUCUUCAAUUUCAAUCAUAACAGACACUGCAACUGCUGCUUUAAAGAAAUUUACUACCUAUUGCAUGCAUACAUCUUUAUACCCAACAUAUUCUUAAUAAUCUGAGUGUGACCUGAGUGUUGCUUGCUCAAUCGCAUGGUGCAUACGUAGUUACUUUUCAAAAUGUGGUGUGCCACAUGUUUGUGACUCCCCUCGUAGUUUUUCCUUUUUUUUCUAAACUUUUAAAUUUGUAAUGUAGAUAGCUUUUUCAAACCUUUGUGGAUUUUAUUGUAAAAAGUUAAUUUUCAUUCCCCAUAAUGAGUGCUUCCAGAAGCAUUUAUUUGUAAAUUGUCAGG
Molecule: messenger RNA, 6381 nt
Organism: Thrips palmi
Lineage: Eukaryota; Metazoa; Arthropoda; Insecta; Thysanoptera; Thripidae
Gene: 5PtaseI
Exons: 15
Coding region: 299-3442 (1047 amino acids)
Biological process (GO): phosphatidylinositol dephosphorylation
Molecular function (GO): inositol-polyphosphate 5-phosphatase activity
Source: RefSeq, a predicted model, not a curated record